GAAAAGAAACACCAACAACAAUAACGGCAACAGCCAGUGCAAAAGGUAAAAAGGAAAUAAACAAAUUUGCGGUGUGCGCAACAAACACGCAAACCAAGCAAAAGAAGGAAGAAAAGGAACACGCAAAGUGUGAGUGCGUCGCGGCGAGCGCCAAAGCCAAAGCUUAACAGCAGCAGCCACAGCCAUAGCCGCAGCAAAAAGCAAGAACACAGAAGAAGAAUUAGAAGAGAAAAAAAAAAAAAAAACAGUAACAAUAGCAAACAGUCGACGCGGACUUCAUGCAGAAAAAUAAGAAACAGCACAAAACAUCGCCCCGGUCAUCAAAAUGAGCGCCCUCGAUGCGUACCUAAAGCGUCCAGCGAAAGCGGCGUCCAGGUCGACCUCGGAGCAUUCCAGCGGCGAUCAGGCGGCCCAGGCGGACGUUGAAGAUCUCAAAACAGACAUUCCCUACUUUGACGAUCCGCAGCAGCAACAGCAGCAGCCGCCGCAGCAGCAGCCAGAGGCUGAUCCACAGCAGCAGCAGCAGCAGCAGCAGCAGCAGCAGCUGGGAGGAUAUGCGUCCGCCUGGUCGCCCGCUGAGGAGGCAGCCUCACCCGAGACCCAGCUGACCGAGGAUUUGGAUCUGGAUGAUAGCUAUACGGACUCGGACUAUGCGGCCAGCGGCAGCGCUGCCAAUAGCUACUAUCAAUCGCCGACGCCAUCGAAUAGUGACAUCAUGCUGCGGCCUCCCUCCAAUACCAGCUUCCAGUACAGUUAUCCAUCGUCGGGCACUGGACCGGGUCCGGGUGGCGGCGGCGGCGGCGGCGGUGGCGGCGCUGGUACCAACAACAACAACAACAACAAUAGCAGCAGCAGCAGCAGCAGCAGCGGGCGUCAGCAUGCCGCCUAUGGACAUUCCCAGACGCUGGCGUUGCCGCCGCCGCCAUCGCCGAGCUCAUCCUCGACCAAUAUGUACCCGAACAUGUGGUAUCCGAAUGCAUCGUAUGGCAAUUCCGGCGCUGGCCACGCCUACGGACGGUAUGCGGGCUGUGGUGUGCCGCCGAGUGCGGCUGCGUAUGCGGCGGCCGUAGCACAUGGCAUGUUGCCACAUGGCCAUCAUCAUCCGCAUGCGCCGCUGCAUCAUCCGCAUCCGCAUCCGCUUCCACAUCCGCAUCAGCAUCAGCAUCCGCAUCCGCAUCCGCACGCACUUCCGCAUCCGCAUCACCAGCAUGCGCACCACCCGCACACGCACGACACGAUGAUGGAAAUGUUUCAUCUUUCAAAUAGCGGGCGUGAGGCACGCAACCGGGCGGAAAAGAAUCGAAGAGACAAACUGAAUGGCUCCAUACAGGAGCUCUCCACCAUGGUGGCCCAUGUGGCCGAGUCACCACGACGGGUGGACAAGACGGCGGUGCUACGUUUCGCAGCGCACGGACUUCGCCUCAAAUACGUUUUUGGCAAAACGCUGCAUCAACAGCGGCCGCAGGUGACAGACACACUGAUGGGCAUGCUGGAUAGCUUCUUUCUCACGCUCACCUGCCACGGCCAGAUCGUGCUAAUAUCGUCGAGCAUCGAACAGCAUUUGGGACAUUGCCAGACGGAUCUGUAUGGCCAAAGCAUACUGCAGAUAACACACCCCGAGGACCAUGAAAUGCUCAAGCAACAGCUCAUACCCACCGAGCUCGAGAAUCUCUUCGAUGCGCAUGCGGAGCCGACGGAUGCCGACGGCGAGCCGCGACAGCGCAGCAAAUCCGAGGAGGAUUACAUAGAUCGCAAGCUGCGCGAUGAUCGACGCAGCUUUCGUGUACGUUUGGCGCGCGCUGGCCCCCGCUCAGAACCGACCGCCUAUGAGGUGGUCAAAAUCGACGGCUGCUUCCGGCGCAGCGACGAGGCACCACGCGGCGUACGCUCCAAUACGUUCAGCUCCAGCCUGCAGCUAAUAAGACGCACGCGUGGCCGUGACGAUGCCAUACCGCUACACACAAUUAGCGGCAACGAUAUUGUGCUGACAGCUUGUGCGCGCAUUAUUCGGCCACCAAAGAUCGUGAAUCGACUGUUUGAUGCGAACACGCUGGAGUAUCGCACACGGCAUUUGAUCGAUGGCCGCAUUAUAGAUUGCGAUCAAAGGAUCGGCAUUGUGGCCGGCUAUAUGACGGAUGAGGUGCGCAAUCUGAAUCCCUUCACCUUCAUGCACAACGACGAUGUUCGCUGGGUGAUUGUGGCGCUGCGGCAGAUGUACGACUGCAACAGCUCGUAUGGCGAGUCAACGUAUCGGCUCUUCACGCGCAACGGCAACAUCAUUUAUCUGCAAUCCAAAGGGUAUCUGGAGAUCGACAAGGAGACGAACAAGGUGCAUUCGUUCGUCUGCGUCAACACGCUGCUGGACGACGAGGAGGGCAAGCGACGUGUGCAGGAGAUGAAGAAGAAAUUCUCGGUCAUCAUCAAUACACAAAUUCCACAGUCGACCGUCGAUGUGCCCGCAUCCGAGCAUCCAGCGCAGCUGGAGAAGGCGGUGCUCUGCCUGAUACAGAAUCUGCAGAGCAGCCAAGCGGAACAGAACGGCGAGCAGCUGGACGCAGACGAUGAUGAUGACGAUGCCAACGAUGAUGGGGACGAGGUCGACGAGGAUGAUGGGGAAGACGGCCUGGCGAGCCUGGCCGCCUUGAGCUAUCCAGACUCCCAGCAGCAACAGCAGCACCAUCAUCAACAUCGUCAUGGACAUUCACAGCAUAGCUUCCACGAUGCCGGCUCCAUCUCACAGACACGUCUGGGUUCGGGCCAUAGCGUGGGCAGCUCGAAGACCCCUCCACUGGCGCUAGUGCCGCCCGAGACGGCGUCGGUCAAGUCCUCCAUAUCGAAAAGCGUCAGUGUGGUCAAUGUGACAGCGGCCAAGCAUUUGCGUGGCCUUCAGGCCGCAACGGCGACCAAGUCGCCCAGCUCCAAGACCGGCGCGACGUCGACGCUGCUCGACAGCUGCACUUGCAGCUGCCUGGGCGAGGGCGACUGUGACUACUGCCAGGGCCCGCUCACGCCCGAAACGGUCAUCAGCGGCACAUCUGCGCCGCUCAAGCGCAGCAGCAGCGGCGCACCGAACGCAGCUGGCCCAGCCGAUGCCCUGGAGGCGGACAUUAAGCUGGCCAAGCGGCGCUUCAUGCCGAGCACAGCAGAGAUUGAGCACGUUCUGAGCAAUUCCCUGGAGCAGAUCGAACGCAACCUGCACCAGCAGCUGAACGUGGCUGCCCAGCUGCGUGAUCAGAGCAAUCGAUACGAGCUGCCGCAUGCCAAUCAGCGCAUCGAUGAGAUCCUGGAGGAGCACCAGAAGCAGAGCAAACUCUACGUGAACAUCAAGAGCGAAUACGAGGAGCAGCUGCAGAGCAAGGCGAAUGCCACCAAAACGGAGACCGAUAGCCAGGGCAGCACCAGCAGCGGCAUACCCUAAACGGGGCCAUACCCAUAUAGAUAUACCUAUAUACAUAUACCUACAUACAUACAUACAUUUAUGUGUGUGUAUACAAAUUGAGGGUUUCAGCUGAUGUGAUAAGCAGCGCAAGCGAGUUGAAGCUUUACUCCGGGGCAAAGGCAAAGGCAAAGGCAAGCAACUCUUACAAGUGUUACAAACUAGCUAGAAGAAAAUGCUUUCUUUGGCCCACCGAAGCUUGAAUACCCUUGUGGACAGAUGGCCAGAGUCUCUGUUGAUCAUAUAUAUAUAUAGACAUAUUUGAAGACAAUUAAAUGCAGCCUCAACUGAGUUUGGCAAACAGGCUGCACAUAUAGAUCGUAUAUAUAUAUCUAUACAUAGAGAGAGAGAGAGAGAUAGAGAGAGUCACUCUGCAGGGGUAAAAACAAAGGCAAAUUGAUGUACUUUAAAGUGCUAACACAAACCUAUUUACAAUGAAAAUGCGUAUAGGGAUCUUUAAUGCUAUAUAUAUAUAUAUAUAUAUAUAUAGAUAUAUACAGCUAUAAGUGGAAUCGAACUAAUGAGUGAGCAUGCAACAAAA
Drosophila navojoa is the source of this 3977-nucleotide messenger RNA. It is a transcript of the gene gce, whose product is annotated as germ cell-expressed bHLH-PAS. Gene Ontology annotation, molecular function: DNA-binding transcription factor activity; protein dimerization activity. Gene Ontology annotation, cellular component: transcription regulator complex; cytoplasm; nucleus. Gene Ontology annotation, biological process: regulation of DNA-templated transcription. NCBI's taxonomy places the organism in Eukaryota, Metazoa, Arthropoda, Insecta, Diptera, Drosophilidae. The record is from RefSeq and is a predicted model, not a curated record.